AUGAUCUUAAUAGUCGCCCAUCAUUUUUCGCACGCUCCCGAUCUUCGCAUACUCCCAUUCUCGAACGCCUUCAUGACGUCAUUCCCUCGCCGCGCCUUCCCGUCCUCCCUCCCCCUCCUCUCACUCCUAACCCUCAUCGCCCUCCUCGCGCUCAUCGCCCUACCCCGCGUCGCGCUAGCCUACAGCUUUUCGACCCCCCCGGGGUGCGUCGUGCCGAUGGCGGAGGGCGACCGCGAGGCCAUGCGCGCGGUGUACGCGGCGCUGCCCGACGGCAUGUUCUUCUGGCACGACAGCCCGUCCUCGCCAGAGCUCUUCGACAGGGACGGCAACCUCACGUACAACUGCUGCGCGCCAGCCAGCCUUCGGCCCCCGUCGUGCUUCGUCUGGUGCCAAAUCGAGUGCACGGCCGCCGGCCGCAUCACCGGCAUAUUCUCCGACCCCAGUCCCUAUGACAUGCCCGGGCCCACCGGGUAUCUCGGAGGAAGCUGUCCGCCCGGCGCGCUGUCGCCCGCCAUUGGCGACCUCGCGGAGCUCUCCUCGCUGGUGUUGCGCCACUCGUGCCUCGCCGGCGGCCUGCCGGACUCCGUCACGCGCCUCCAGAAGCUGACGGAACUCGACAUGCCCGAUAACAGCUUCUCCGGCCCCGUUCCGCCCGGGCUCUUCCGCCUGCCCGCGCUCCGCCACGUGGAUCUCAGCACCACCAUUGGCGGCGGUCUUUCAGGGCCCCUUCCCGACGGGCCCGAUGCGUACUCCCCGUCGCUGGUAACGGUUCGCCUUUCCGCUCACAACAUCUCGGGGGAGCUUCCGCGCGCGAUUUUCCGCGCGCCUGCGCUGCGCGAAUUGCGCAUCGAGGCCAACAACCUCACGGGGGAGCUCCCGGGGGAGGCGGGAGCGUAUUCGCGGAGCAUCGUCGCGCUCUCCCUGCGCAGCAACGGGCUGACCGGCGGCAUUCCGGCGGCGCUGGCGGAGAUGACGGCGCUGAGGGAGCUCGACCUGGGGGACAACGGCCUGUCGGGGAGCAUCCCACCCGCCAUCGCCACUCUCUCGCCGCUCACACGCCUCGCGCUCGACCAGAACCGAUUGACCGGAGACAUUAUCGCUGCGCUGGUUCCUGCUUCCGCUGUCUCCGCUGCUCCUGACGCUGCUGCGUCUGCUGGUCUCCGCGCGGCGUUCCCGCUGCUCAACUUCCUGGACGUCAGCAGCAACCAGCUCUCCGGCGACGCGGCUGCGCUCGUGCCUCUCCCGCGCGGCCUGAACGCGUCGCGCAACAACCUCACGUGCAGCGCCGGCAGCACCUUCGUCGCGACCGUUGUGGACCUCUCGCACAACCGCAUAUCCGGCGGUUUGGCGGAAGUCAUGCGCAACGUCAGCGCGAGCGUGCUGCUUCUGGCGCACAACGAGCUGUCGGGGAGCAUCCCCGCGGACCUGCUUUCCGCCGUGCGUGAGGAGCUCGACCUCUCGCACAACCUGCUCUCCGGCACCGUUCCCCCCCUCUGCGGCCCCAGCACGCGCAUCGACCUCUCGUACAACAACCUCACGGGCGAACUCCCGCGCGACGCGGACGCGUACCAGUACGAAAACCCCUUGUACGACAACCUCCCGUACAACAGCCUCCAGUCGCUCUCGUUGCGCGGCAACGGCCUGACCGGCGCGAUUCCGCCGGCGCUGGCGGAGGGGAUGCGCGCGCUGACGCACCUGGACCUGGGGGAGAACCGCCUGUCGGGCGCGCCCACGGCGCUCGCGUCGCUGCGCGGUCUGGACGUGGUGCGCCUCGACGGCAACGCGCUGAGCGGGCCGUUCUGCGACGCGCUGCUGCCGGUGCGCGAGCUCUGGCUGGGCUUCAACGCCUUUGGCGGCGGCGGGGGCAGCGGCGCGGAGGAGGAAGGGGGACAGCCGGGGGAGGGCGAUCUGCACGGGUGCGUGGUGCCCGCGCACGUGGAGGUGCUAAGCGCGCCGCACGCGGGGCUGAGGGGGAGCGUUCCGGGGGACCUGUUGAUGCGAGUGGACGAGCAGUGGGGGCGCAUUGUCAUGGGGUCGCCAGCACGUGUGUUGCAAGCGCAGAGCCUGCACGUGAACCUCAGCCACAACUGCCUCACGGGCAGCCUGAAAGCUUUCUCCGUGAUCCGCAACGGCAGCCUGGACGUGUCGCACAACAAUUUCACGGGCAGCAUUCCCGAGGGGUUGUUCCGCCUGGCGAGCAGUGGGGGCCUGGAGCGCGGGGCGAACGUGAGCGCGGAGAGCAGCAGGGCGGGAGGGCAAGGGCGAAGGCGAGUGGUGGUGGACGUGCGGUUCAACGAGCUGUCGGGGCCGCUGUUUCACGCGCGCAGGGACGCGCAGGGGCCCACGGACUGGAGCGUGCUGCGAGUGAGCGGCAACAGCGCUGCCAUGAAGGGCGCCGUGGGCGCGGGGUACCUCCCCGUGCCGUCGCCAGGCGUGCAGGCGUCCGCUGCGGAGACUGAGGCUCUGCUGGCCGUGCGCGAUGCACUCCUGUGGGAAGCAGCGGGGGAAGCAGGUGGGGGAACAGAGGUGGGAGCGUUGGUGAACGGCGGAAACGGCUCGUGGGCGGCGAUACUGAGCAACUGGGAUGCGAGCAGCAGCAGUGCGUGUGAGUGGUACGGCGUGGGGUGCACAGCAGACGGACACGUGCACACGCUGCACCUGCUGGGGGACGCCACGGUCGCACUGCACCCCAACGUGGUCCCGGACAUGCCCGACUGCCAGAACGACCAGCUCGGGGACAUGUCAUGCGCCUCCGAGCCUCCCCACACCGCACACUUCUUCCUGCAGGGCCUGUCUGCAGGGAGCGGCAGCAGCAGUGCAAGCGGGAGUCUGUCGGAGGCGUUGGGGCAGCUGACGCAGCUGACGUCUCUACGCAUCUCCGGUCACGCACUCUCCGGCGGCCUGCCGUCGUCCCUCUCACGCCUCUCGCUCCUCGUCGCUCUCGACCUCUCCUCCAACCGCCACCUCUCCGGCUCCAUCCCCCCCGCCCUCUUCACCCUCCCCUCGCUGCGAGAGCUCACCCUCCGCGGGAACAACCUCACGGGAGCAGCCCUCCCAACCACCACUGCAGCAGCAACAGCAGCAGCGGCAGCAGCAGCAGCAGCGCUCUCACAAAGUCUGGAGAGUCUAGACGUGGGGGGGAAUGCUCUGUCGGGGUCCAUAGCAGCGCAGGUGAGUCUUCUCACGGGGCUGACGCGCCUGGCGCUGGACCACAACCGGCUGGACGGCAGCUUGCCAAGGGAGCUCGGCGCGCUCUGGAUGCUCACAGACCUGCAGCUGCAGGGGAACGCCCUCCGGGGCGGCCUUUUUGAGGUUGCCACUGCCAUCGACCCCCCUGCCGACGCCACGGCUGCUGCUGCUGCUGCUGCUGCUGCUGCUGCAGGGGGGGUUGUUCCCUCAUCCCGGCCACGUUACCCGCGGAGCUUGACCAAAGUGUUCCCGCUGCUCGACUCCCUGGACGUCAGCAGCAACCAGCUGUCCAGAGACGCCAAUGUGCUCUUCGUCCCGUGGGACGCAAACUACAGAGCGUACGAGCUCAAGCACCCCUUCCCGCGCAUGCGCUACCUGAACGCGUCGCACAACAACCUCACUUUCCAGUACGAGCUGAACGUGCAGACGAUUGCAUCCGUGGUGGACCUCUCCCACAACCGAAUCACUGGCACGGUGGAAGACAUGAUUGGCGUGGCCUACUGGCCGCACGCGUUGAUGGAUGUGCUGCGCCUGUCGCACAACCAGCUGUCGGGGGAAGUGCCCUACUGGCUGCUGAAAAGAGUGGGUGGGGAGCUGGACCUCUCCCACAACCUGCUCUCCGGCACGCUGGAAGACAUAGUUGAAGUGCCGUGGUGGCCGAAUGGGUUGAUGGAUGUGCUGCGCCUCUCGCACAAUCAACUGUCGGGAAGUGUGACUUCGUAUAUGCUGAGAUCAGUGGGCGUUGAGCUGGACCUCUCUCACAACCACCUCACCGGCACGCUGCCGGCGCUGAAUCCAGCAAUGACCGCCAUCAACCUCUCCCACAACAACUUCUCUGGCGCCAUCCCGCCUCUCGCUGGUGCCCUGGAGUCAUGUGACUUGUCGCACAACCAGCUGGAAGGGGCAAUCCCCCCGCUGGGACCGAGACUGGUGCACGUGAACGUGAGCUGGAACAACCUGACUGGGCUCAACGCGUCAGUGCUUCUCCAGGAUGUGAGCGCGCUGCGCAGCCUGGACGUGUCACAUAACGCCAUCACCGGGGGGCUGCCCGCUGUGGGUGAGAGCAGCAGCAGCAGUGGGGUCACGGGCCUCACCUAUCUCGACCUCUCCUUCAACUCCUUCUCCGGCGCCCUUGCACAACAAAACCUGCCAUUCCCAACCACAGGCGAAUGCAGUGUGAUGCAGAGCGGUGCGGAGGUGCGGCUGAGCCACAAUGCACUGACUGGGAGCAUCCCGGAUGCUGUCUUCUCCCCGUGCCUCUCCCUGCUGGACCUCUCCCACAACCACCUCUCCGGCCCCAUCCCAGAACCUCUCAAGGCUGACAACCAGAGUGCCUCCCAUCCCGCUCUUUCCCACUUGGACCUUUCUUCCAACCAGCUCACAGGACCCAUCCCCGAUGCUCUCAUUACCAGCCUCACAGAACUAACUCACCUGAGCCUCUCCCACAACCAGCUCACAGGAUCCGUCUCCGAUGCUCUCACCACCAGCCUCACUGGUUUAACUCACCUGAGCCUCUCCCACAACCAGCUCUCUGGCUCCCUCCUGCCUCUCUCUGCCUGCCCUCGCUGCACUCACAUGGACCUCUCUUACAACCUCUUAACUGGCGCCAUCCCUGACCUACUCCAGGGCACCACUCAGAACUCCUCCCGUCUCCCUCUUUCCCACUUGGACCUCUCUUUCAACCAGCUCACAGGACCCAUCUCCGAUGCUCUCACCACCAGCCUCACUGGUCUAACUCACCUGAGCCUCUCCCACAACCAGCUCUCCGGCUCGCUCCUGCCUGUGGCUGCCUGCUCUCACUGCACUCACGUGGACCUCUCUUACAACCUCCUCUCCGGUGCCAUUCCCCCCCUCCUCGCCUCCUCGACCUCCCCUCUCGCCCACCUCAACCUCCGCAGCAACUUGCUAUCAGGCUCGCUGCCGCGCUCCCUCACCCUCGCGCCAUUGCUCACCCAUCUGGACCUCUCACGCAACAAGCUCAAAGGCUCCCUGCCUGCCUUCUGCCAGGACAAGCAGCGACUCGCCUCUCUCCUCCUCUCCUCCAACGCUUUCUCCGGCCCCCUCUCCUCCCUCCUCCCCUCCUCCUCCUCCUGCGCCUCCGCCCUCCUCUCCCUCAACGUCUCCACCAACCACCUCUCCGGCUCGCUCCCCUCGUCCCUCUCGCGCUUCACCGCUCUGCACUCCUUGCAGACGGCGCGCAACCGCAUGAGCGGCAGCAUCCCUGCAGGGCUGGCGUCCCUGAAGGCCCUGCAGGAGCUGGACGUGUCGUGGAGCGGGCUGUCAGGCACCAUCCCUGCGCGCCUGCGUGCUGCUGCCCCCUCCCUGCAAGUGCUCCUCGCUGGCAACUCCCUCUCUGGCUCCGUCCCCCCCUCUCUCUCUGACCUGUCGGUGUCCUGCUUCCGCCCCGGCAACCCCAAGCUCUGCCGAGCAUGCAAGGGCGAGCAUGCAAGGCCGCCCACACUCCAUAUGCGCAGCCCCGCCUGCCAUGCUCUCACCCGUCUCUGGCACCUGCCUGUCUUCCCCACCUGCAGUGCCAGCGCCAGCCCCCAAGGGCUCGAGUGCAGAGCAGAUUGCUUGCAUGAUUCAGCCCCUCACACACCCCUCUGCCAUGCGUGCCCCCUGCAGGUGACCCGUCUGCCUGUGUGGCACGGCGCCAACUACCUGUCCUUUGGGUAUCGCUUUGGCGAUGUGUGCUACAUCAGGCUAGCCUCCCUGCCCGCCGCCUGGAUGCCCUCUGCAUGCCCUCUCUCACAUCCCAGUGACGUGAGCGCCAUCCCAGACUCCACGUAUCCCCUGCUCGAGAACUGCAAGCUCCUCAUCCUUGUACGUGCCUUUGCUGCCCCCACGCCCACCCACUUAGACAUCUCGCUCCUCCUAGGCAUGUUCUCUCUGCUGCUUUCCCUCGUGCCCUCACCACUCCCACCACCCCUUCCCCACCACUUAUGCUCGUCCUCUCACACCCUCACCACUGCCCCAUCCGCACCUCCUGCCACCACGGCCAAGCUCUGUGCUGCUCUCACCGACCUUGCGUGCGCCCAUCCGCUCCACUCCAGGAUGCCCUUCGUCCCGACCGCUCAAGCGCCUCUCAUUUCGGUCUCCCACAGGUGA
Closterium sp. Naga37s-1 is the source of this 6297-nucleotide messenger RNA. The record is from the annotation of a GenBank genome assembly. Lineage: Eukaryota; Viridiplantae; Streptophyta; Zygnematophyceae; Desmidiales; Closteriaceae.